Pochonia chlamydosporia 170 is the source of this 1785-nucleotide messenger RNA. RefSeq names its product TPA, Zn(2)Cys(6) transcription factor protein. Gene Ontology annotation, biological process: regulation of DNA-templated transcription. NCBI's taxonomy places the organism in Eukaryota, Fungi, Ascomycota, Sordariomycetes, Hypocreales, Clavicipitaceae. Gene Ontology annotation, molecular function: DNA-binding transcription factor activity, RNA polymerase II-specific; zinc ion binding. The coding region runs from base 1 to 1785 and encodes 594 amino acids. The transcript has 6 exons. The record is from RefSeq and is a predicted model, not a curated record.
AUGGAGGUAUCAAGCAACUCAGAGGAUGCUAACAGGAAGCGACCUAGGAGAAACGCAAGCCAUACCAGAAUUCUAGCUGCCUGUGAUGCAUGCCGGGCCAGCAAGACGCGAUGCGACUCUGUCCGACCGACAUGUGCGAAAUGCGCUGAGCGAGGUCUAGACUGCAACUACCCGGACAAGGAUCCCUUCUCAGCCUUUGAAACACUGGGCAAGAAGAUAUUGAUCGCCGUUGAGGAGCAGGGGCGCCUGCUGACGGCAGCUGCGGGCAGGACUCCUCAGCGGCCUCUGGAUAUGGAUGGAGUGAAUUUGGAGACACUUUCGCGUAAAGACACUCCUUGGACCCCAAUCACAGGUUCUGACAUGAUCUUGAACUGGACCGUAUUUCCGUUGGACAAGCCGGUGAGCACGUUUCCACCAUCGCAUUACGCCGAGAAGGGGAGACCCGGUGAUAUCGAGAGCCCGGACCUGUCACUAGAACGCAUGAUUGAGCUGCGGGAUAUCUACAUGACCAAGAUUCAAGUAAAGAACCCCAUUGUGGAUGCGGAUCAGCUCAACGACCACAUCAGGUACGUAUUAGAGCAUGGUUUCGGGUGGUCGACCACGUCGUGCCUCGUGCUAUUGGUAUUUGCUUUGGCUGCCAUCUGGGGAAACUACCCCGAUGAUGAACGACACACUGUAGAGGUUGAUCCCUCCCAGACACGACGCAUCACCAUUGCAGUGCCCGAUCAUCGUAUGAGAGAGUCUUUGAUGUACAUUACCAUGGCACAGAAACGAAUGUCCACGGCAUACCUAGACGACUCGCUUCUUGGCGUGGUGUGUUUCUGCCUGUUUGGAAUGUGGUAUCAAUACAACAUUGAGCCGAUCCCGGGAUGGAAGAUGUUCCGCACUGCAUCGAUGAUGUGGGAGGCAUAUAACUUGAAGCAUUCCGAUGGCAAGACGACUCGGUCCAAGCAGGAAGAGAGCCUGGAGCAGCGAUUAUAUUGGACAUGUCUCAAAUCUGAAUGCGAGAUACGGCACGAACUUAAUGGACUCCCUUGCUGCACCUUGCAGGAGUCAUCCUUCCCUUACUCACUACCUACCUUUCCGACGAUUGCCAGCUUUGAACAAAGCCCCGGAGACAAUCAACAAUCGACUACCCUUUCCUAUUACUACUACCUCGCCGAGAUAUCGCUGCGCCGGCUCCUCAACCGCACUCGUGGCGCUGCUACUCGGCUGUCACCGACGAUUGACUCAUUUACAGCAUCCCAGGUUGCCGACACCGUCCAGAAACUCGAAGGCCAGCUUCAGCAGUGGUUAGAUUGCUUGCCUCCGGUACUCCGAUUUCGCAUCCCGCCCGACUCGCGACCACCCCCGGAAGAACCCGAGCUCAUAAAGCUGAUACGUGAGCGGUAUGUCGAGGUUCGCGAGCUUCUCUGCCGUGCUUACCUGUAUAUGUGCCUUCAUGGCGGCAUGCGACUCACCCGAUCACAAGCCGAAUCAUUUGGCUCACGUGCAUCCAUGGGCCUGAAACUAAGCGUCUAUCGAAUCCAGACGGAAAACCCAUUUUUUCGCCAUCCCGGGUCGUGGGGAGCGUGCCGCGUGCGGUUUAAUCAUGCUCUGUGCCUCAUUGCUGCAUUCCGUGGAAAGCAGGCUGGUAUAGAGUCCGCGGCACACAUCAUCGUACCGCCGAAGUGGAAAGACUGCGUAGACAUGGUUCGGGAGCGGUUGGAGGUCUGGGGUGAGGAAGGAGGAGGUAUAAAGGAGCUAGGCACUUUACUAGAUUGGCUAAAGGGCCUAUAUAUGUAG